AGUCUUUCUCCCAAUCAUCUACUGUAUCUGAAUAUAUAUAUAUAAAUGUGGUCUUGUCUCAGGAGAAAAUAUCAAAAAGUGUUAUCUUGGAUUAUUUAAAAUCAAAUGUUUAAAAACACGGACAAGUACAGAAUGUUUUCUACAUGGACAUCGUUUCUAACACUGGGUUGUGGUUAACUCCCAAAGAGACAGGAAUGUUUGCUAUUUCAGGGGUGUUAUAAGCAGGGAGUAGAUUCAUCAAAUGAUAUUCAUCCAAACCACUUACAAUCAAUAUUCUCUCCAUCAACCUAUCAAUGCCCUGAUCUGUUUUUAUGUGUUAUUUUUAGAUGAGACCCAAGGACCGGGCUCUGAAAACCUUAAAAAAUAUGUUGUGGGCAACGCGGCAGCAGAGACGUUGAAGAGUCCCCUCACCACAGUCUUUCUUCCAAUCAUUUACAUCAUCGUAUUUUUGGUGGGACUUCCUGCAAACAGCAUGGCACUCUGGGUCUUCCUCUUCAGGACCAAAAAGAAGAAGCCGUCAUCAAUUUACAUGGCCAACCUGGCACUGGCUGACCUGCUCUUUGUCAUUUGGAUGCCCCUAAAAAUCGCCUACCACUUAAAUGGCAACAACUGGACCUAUGGAGAGCCGCUGUGCAAAGUCCUGGUGAGCUUCUUCUACGGGAACAUGUACUGCUCCAUUCUGUUCAUCACUUGUCUCAGUGUGCAGAGGUACUGGGUCGUGGCUCACCCUCUGUCCCAGCAGACCAAGAACACCAACGUGGCUGUUGGCGUGUGUGUCUCCAUCUGGGCUUUCAUCUGGCUCACCACCACCCCUCUGUACCUGUAUGACCACACUGUCAAGCUCACAGACCUGAACAUCACCACCUGCCAUGACGUCAACAUCAUAAAAAACUCCACAGAUCCAUUCCCCUCUGUCCGGCUCCCAUACUACUACUUCACCUUCAUGGCCGUCGUUGUGUUCCUCAUCCCUUGUGUAGUGAUCGUUGUGGCCUAUAUUCUGUUACUAAGAGCUCUGGAGAACAGCAUGCAGGAAAUUACGGCAGCAAAGAACCGAUACAGAUCCAGGGUGUUGAUCGUGACCGUCCUGGUGACAUUCAUGCUGCCUGGACCCGUUCAUCUACUACUUUGUGUCCGAGGACUUCAGGAACCACGUGAAGAACACUUUGCUGUGCCGCAGCAGCAGGACUGUGGAGAGGAUGAGAGUUUCAUUCAGCUCCAUGAAAUACUCCAGGAAGAGCAAAAUCAUAGGUUUCAGACACAGGGAACACACAGAGCAGCACAUGUUAGCCAGAUAAAGCAGAGAUAUCGAGCAUUGUGUCUGUGCUUGCACUGUAGUGUUCAGAUAACAAGGAAUCACACAGGUAGUGUUGCACUGGGACACAUUAAAGAUAAGACUGUCAUUUGCAACCAGUUGAACUUGAGGCAUCUCUUAUGCAUGUGAACAUGACUGUGCUGGGAUAAGGAUUGUGUUACUGCAUUAUAAACUGAUGUUUGGUUUUACAACGUGAAACAUUUAUGUAUAUUUUGUUAUAAUUCGUUUCAAUACAAAUAUAGAAAGGGCCUUUUUAAGGCCUGACUUGGCUGCACAGAUAAAUGUGGGUUUCCUAGAUUUUCAGUGCACUGAAGAACCGUUACAAACAAUGUCUGAAAUUAGAGCCAAACUUAACUGAUUUGUGCAGCGGAUAAGUUGUGACUUAUUUUAUGUCAGUCGGACUUUGGUCAAAUCAUUUAGAAAAAUUCCAGCAGGAGGUUUAAACGUAACUUUAACUUUUUAAAGCAAGUGAUGAUGAGGUUUUGAUAUUAUUAAUCUUAAGAGUUAAUGCCCCAAAGAAAAUGGCGUAAUUUUAUGUAAUUUUUUUUUAAAUAAAUGAUAAAACA
Molecule: messenger RNA, 1878 nt
Organism: Platichthys flesus (European flounder)
Lineage: Eukaryota; Metazoa; Chordata; Actinopteri; Pleuronectiformes; Pleuronectidae
Product: proteinase-activated receptor 2-like
Exons: 2
Coding region: 242-1441 (399 amino acids)
Biological process (GO): phospholipase C-activating G protein-coupled receptor signaling pathway; blood coagulation; positive regulation of Rho protein signal transduction
Cellular component (GO): membrane
Molecular function (GO): thrombin-activated receptor activity
Source: RefSeq, a predicted model, not a curated record